Drosophila suzukii is the source of this 4247-nucleotide messenger RNA. NCBI's taxonomy places the organism in Eukaryota, Metazoa, Arthropoda, Insecta, Diptera, Drosophilidae. The record is from RefSeq and is a predicted model, not a curated record.
CCUUGCCACCGUCGCACAACUGAAGGAAUUUUUCGUAGCGCCUGGUGAGUUCCCACCCGAGGAAUGUGUGUGUGCUCCGAUCCAAACCAAUCUUAACCGAAAAAGAAUACUUCAAUGAGUGUCUGGUAAAAAGAAAAGCGGUACUAAAGUUGAAAUAUGAAAGAAAACCCCUAGGUGUUUGUGUACCCCUAAAGGAUUCAUGUGAAAUAUACGCAGCAAGCCGACAACUGCGCAUGCCACAAAGCCCGGACUCCCGAACUCGCACCCCCGCCAAUCGAGGCCAGCAGAAAAGCUGAGGGAGGAAAAAAUUAGGAGGAACAGCAGGGGACACCUGCAGCAACACCUGCCCAGGAGCCAAGGAAAUGUUCAUUUAGGAGCCAGGGAUCCCAAGGAACUCUAGGAAGAAGGAGCUAAACGAUACUUUAAGCUGCCCCAAGAAACCAGAAGAAAUUUGGAGCUUUCUAUCAAGGGAACCUAUGCAAGAAAACGUACAAAAACCAAGGAACUCAAGUAAUUCAAAAUCAUUUAUUGAAUCUAAGAAACAGAAGGUAUCAAAGUUCUUAAAGAAACUUAAGGAAUUAUAAUAAUCAGUAACUUUGAGAAACUGAAGAAGCCAAAGGAACCUGAAGAAUUCACGGAACUUAACCAAUCCAAGGGAAUCAAGGAAGGUAUCAAAGUAUUUCCAGAAACCCAAAGAACCUGUACUACACAAUAAGUUCAAAGAAUCUAAGUAGAUAAAGGAAUCUGAAAAAAAAGAAGUAUUCAAGGAACUCAAGGAACCUUAGGAACCCCAAGGAACUCAACAAACCCUGGGACUCUAGGAGCUCAUAGUAAAGCCGGCUCCCUUAGCACAUAGCUCCCAAGAAUGGCGGCUGUGGUUCAUGGCUGCAGCAGUCCGCGGCAGCGAUCCUGCAAUGGCAGUAGUUCUCCGGGUGGUCACCAUGGCUCCACGCCCUCCUCCGCCUAUCCCACCAUGCCCAAGUAUUCGAGGACUGUCAGCCAGCAGCUGUACGCCACAACUCAGCAGUUUUUCGCCGGCGCAGGAGGGAUGCAGGAUGCGGGCUACGGCUAUGGGAUGUCAUCCUCCGGCGGACAGAGACCGCUCUCCGCCUCCGCGCUGCCGGAAACGGCGGCGGCCAGUCGCAACUAUUGGGGUCACCACAACGCCUUCUAUCACACGGGCGGCAGGCAUUACAGCAAGCGCAAGUCCGCCGUGGAGCUGCUGGCGGAGUCCAAGCCCUUCUACAUUAAAUCCGAGGCGGUUUUUGAGCGACUGCAGCAGGCGAGCUACCGCAAUGGAGGGGGCAACAAUGGAGCCAGCGGCAAGAGGGGACGCAGACCGGAGGAGCCGUCGUCCCAUGGGUAUCACCAUGACCUGGAGGACAGGCGGUACAUGAGCUUGAAUCUCAGUCGGCAGCAGCAGGUGCAACAGCAGGUGCAACAACAGCAGCAGCAGCAGCAACAGCAGUACCUGCACAACCACCAUCCCCACCCACACCAGCACCACCCGCACUCCCGUCACGCCCAAGGCCAAGGUCAAGGUCGAGUCGGGGGAGGAGGCGGGGUAGGGGGAGGCGGAGGAGCAGCCGUGAACAACAACCUCCUGCAGCACAAGCUGCGCAUGCUGCUGGGAUCGGAGUCGGGAAAGGAGCGCAACGGAGGAGGAGGAGCCACCUUGAGGCGCCACGAGAUGAACGACGGCAGUGCGGAGCUCCUGCCCACGGAUUACGGCGAGGAGGAGCUGGGCGGGCAGGCGGGCGCCCUCAGGAUCCCCCCGCCCCUCUACAUGCCCGCCCAUGGUUUCGGGCGGGACGGCGAGGAACCCCUCGUCCUCACCGAGAACUAUCGACCCAUCAGCCCGCCCGCCGAGUAUGCGGCCAAGUCGGGUCAGGCCCACAACGAUCGCUACAGAUACAACUACCAGCGAUCGUACUCGCAUUCGCACGAGGUUCCCAACACGGGGGAGGAUCGCAGUGCCCCCUAUCCAUCCGGCGACUUUAAUAUCAAUAGCCACAAGUCGCUGCCGGAUCUGCACACCCAGAUCAGUCGUCACUCCCCGCACAGCGAGAUCCUGAGCUGCUGCAGCCGGGGCAAUCGUUCGAUCAAAUCCGCCGGCGAGUCCUCGAUCAACCGUGAUUCCGGCGGAAGUUCCGGUCACUACACCCAUCGCAGUGAGCCGUGCUACAAGAGAGAGCGCCAAAGGGAUGCGGCCGGAAGUGGGGCUCCGGCGAGCGGAACAAUCAAAAACUGUUGCACCCUGGUGGCGGCCACCCGAAGGGACAGUGGUUCCUCCACCCAGCACAGUGCGAAUUCCUACUGUGGCUAUGUCACUCCGGCUGGGGAAUACUCGGGAAUGAGUGGAGGUCGCAACACGGAGUGUUUGGAUUGCCGUUGCAAACAGGACACCGGAAUGGGUUCCGAUUAUCUGCUCAACUUUACGCCCACUCCAGAGGUUCCGGAGGCCUUCCAGGACGACUACACACCCACUCCCCCAUCACCUAGGCUCAAGACCCAGACGCCCCGAUAUUCGAGCUCAUCCAGCCAGCAGCUGCACACCAGUUCCCAGGGCUACACGAGCAUCAAUCACUCGCAGAGCUCCCUGGUCCAGAGCCCCGGAUCAGCGCCCUCCGUGGACGACAUCAGUCCACCGCCCAUCCAGUUCAAAAGGCAGCGGUGCAUCCGCUUCAAGAACAGGAAUCGACUGCCAGUUCAAGGAGAAAUGGGAGGACCACCGGGAUCAGGAGGAGGCCUAGCACCCCCGGGAUCUGGAGGAAUGGGCCCGGCCAGCGGUGUCCUGGCUGCGUACAAGCAGCAUCGAGGCAGUGUGGACCACGAGAACGUCUUCUUCCCCAAAGGUUUCUCCUCGGAGGUCUACCACAGCAGCUUGGACAUGGAGAGGGAGGCCCUGAAUGCCAGCAUUUCGGAGCUGGAGAAGUUCUUCGAUCGCCUGGGGUUGAACGACGAGGCCUUCCACGAGAUCUACAGUCAGCCGAGGAGACACCACUCGGAGACGGAUGAUGCCUCGGAUGAUUCCAGCACCGUUUUCUUCUCGGAUGUGAGCACCGUGGAUUCGAUGAGAUUGCCGGAUAGUACGGAAACCCAGCCACAGGCCACCCAAGCCUAUCGACCCUCGGAACCUCCAUCGAUUGUGGAGCGGAAUGCCAGGAUCAUCAAGUGGCUGUGCAACUGCAAGAAGAUGCAGUGCACCUGAGGAUCGCCAGGGCAGUGCAGCUGCGGAUUCGGAUUUGGAUUCGGACGCUGAGCCACUGAUUUAUAGAUUCUACUCGACCACCCCGAUUAAAACACGACUGCGGAUUUAUGCAAAAGCAAAACACUGAUCACAGAUGGGUGGUUGGUUCCUUUGGGUUAUAAAAUCGCCAUAAGGAGGAAAAGUAAUCUGGGGUAUAAAUGUUAGCCUACACAUUUUUUUUGGCUCAGCAACAUAAGCCACUAAAACGAUGACAUAUCUUAAUCAUUAAAUAGCUAACAAAAUAUUUGAAGGUUUUAUAGGCCCUACAAAUAUUUUCUGCUUGCUCAAGAUACGCAAUUUAUUUAAAAACCAAUAGAAAAAUCUAACAUUGAAAUUGACAGACACACUUAAUACUUUUUAAAAUUUUUUAACAAAUAUUUUCAUAAUAUCCAAUUUAUAAAGGGAACCCCUUUUUAAAAAUAUAUAACUAAUUAAUAAAAAUAUUGCAAAAUUAAUGAAAAAAUGCCGGUUCAUAACUAGAAAAUCGCUAUUUUGUUGGUUUUUAAAUUAAAAUAUUAAUAUUAUUUGCCAAAAAUUACCCAAAGAGAACUGUUCACCCUAAUGCUUUUUACUCCAAAAGAAUCAGCCACCUGUCCACGGAAAUCCACAAAAACACUGCUCAAAAAGUCAAGUUAAGUCAGUUGAAAGUUUCGAACAUGAUUAGCAUGGUUAGCCUCACCUACCUGUACAAUGGAACUAGGAAUUACGAGCAGGAGUCUCGAUUCGAUUAUGGAUGUGCGUUUCUCCUCUUUUACUGCGCCCGUUCUCGCGCAGUUCAAUUACACCAUUGAUAUUUGUAUUGCCAACGGUAAUGAUAUUGUCUUACGUAUACUAAUCAACUAGCAAGCGAUCGUUCAUAUUACUCUUAUACACAGCGGUAUUAUUAGAUGAAUUAUUGUACAAUUAGUUCUCGUAACUUAUAUAUAUAUAUAAAUAUUAUACAUAUACGACUAGUUGCCAAAACCGAAAACAAAUAAAGUACACGAAACCACUAAAA